Messenger RNA from Homo sapiens (human), 5755 nucleotides. It is a transcript of the gene PCDHGA6, whose product is annotated as protocadherin gamma subfamily A, 6. Gene Ontology annotation, molecular function: calcium ion binding. Gene Ontology annotation, cellular component: plasma membrane; membrane. Lineage: Eukaryota; Metazoa; Chordata; Mammalia; Primates; Hominidae. Gene Ontology annotation, biological process: homophilic cell-cell adhesion; cell adhesion. The transcript has a single exon. The record is from RefSeq and is marked reviewed. Bases 194 to 2650 code for a protein of 818 amino acids.
AAGUUACAUCCUCCAACAACAAAGCAAAUUAGACGGGAAAGCAGGAAAGCUGUGCAGAAAUUCUGACCUGAAACGCUUCGCAUCCGGUCUCUGCUUGUUGAAGGACCUUCACCGCUAUUUCUGAGAAGAGCAAAAGUGAUGCAGAUCUGUUCUUCCUCUUCUUAAUCCCAGAGAAGUUCCUAAUAAGCCAGUAAUGGCGCCUCCGCAGAGGCAUCCGCAGCGCAGCGAGCAGGUCCUGCUCCUCACGCUCCUGGGGACGCUGUGGGGGGCCGCGGCAGCGCAGAUCCGCUACUCUAUUCCCGAGGAGCUGGAGAAAGGCUCCUUCGUAGGCAACAUCGUCAAGGAUCUGGGACUGGAGCCCCAGGAGUUGGCGGAGCACGGAGUCCGCAUCGUCUCCAGAGGUAGGAUGCAGCUUUUCUCUCUGAAUCCGCGAAACGGCAGCUUGGUCACCGCGGGUAGGAUAGACCGCGAGGAGCUCUGUGCUCAGAGCCCGCGGUGUCUGGUGAGUUUUAACAUCCUUGUCGAGGAUAAACUGAAUCUUUAUCCCGUGGAAGUGGAAAUAGUGGACAUUAAUGACAAUACACCCCGAUUCUUAAAGGAAGAAUUGGAAGUGAAAAUUCUCGAAAACGCAGCUCCAUCCUCUCGUUUUCCACUAAUGGAGGUCUAUGACCCUGAUGUGGGAAUGAACUCCCUUCAGGGAUUUAAGCUCAGUGGUAAUAGUCACUUCUCAGUGGACGUGCAAAGCGAAGCCCAUGGGCCCAAGUACCCGGAGCUGGUGCUGGAGGGCACACUGGACCGGGAAGGAGAAGCCGUUUACCGCCUGGUCCUUACUGCCAUGGAUGGCGGCGACCCUGUCCGCUCAAGCGUCGCCCAAAUUCUGGUAACAGUUCUAGAUGUGAAUGACAACACUCCAAUGUUUACUCAGCCUGUCUACCGUGUAAGUGUUCCUGAAAACCUGCCAGUAGGCACACCAGUGUUGGCAGUGACUGCCACCGACCAGGAUGAAGGAGUCCACGGGGAAGUAACUUAUUCCUUUGUGAAGAUUACAGAAAAGAUCUCACAAAUUUUCUGUUUGAAUGUUUUGACUGGAGAAAUUUCAACUUCUGCAAAUCUAGACUAUGAGGACUCGAGUUUUUAUGAGCUGGGUGUUGAAGCCCGGGAUGGGCCAGGUCUUCGAGACAGAGCGAAAGUCUUAAUAACUAUCUUGGAUGUCAAUGAUAAUGUACCAGAAGUGGUUGUUACAUCUGGAAGCAGAACAAUUGCUGAAAGUGCACCUCCAGGAACAGUAAUCGCCCUUUUUCAAGUGUUCGAUCGAGACUCUGGCCUGAAUGGCCUGGUAACCUGUUCCAUCCCGAGAAGUCUCCCAUUUGAAUUGGAAAAAUCAGUUGGCAAUUAUUAUCGAUUAGUGACAAAUGCAGCUCUAGACCGGGAAGAGGUAUUCUUGUACAACAUCACUGUGACAGCCACGGACAAAGGAACACCACCUCUGUCUACAGAAACAAUCAUCUCUCUAAAUGUGGCAGACACCAACGACAACCCGCCCACCUUCCCCCAUUCAUCCUACUCAGUCUAUGUCCUUGAAAACAACCCCAGGGGUGCCUCCAUCUUCUCUGUGAAUGCACUGGACCCUGACGUGGACCAGAACGCCCAAGUCUCCUACUCACUGGCAGAAGACACCCUCCAGGGGGCGCCCCUGUCCUCCUACGUGUCCAUCAACUCCGACACUGGGAUUCUGUACGCCCUGCGCUCCUUCGACUAUGAGCAGUUGAGAGACCUACAGCUGUGGGUGACAGCCAGCGACAGCGGGGACCCGCCUCUUAGCAGCAACGUGUCACUGAGCCUGUUUGUGCUGGACCAGAAUGACAAUGCGCCCGAGAUCCUGUACCCCGCCCUCCCCACAGACGGUUCCACUGGCGUGGAGCUGGCGCCCCGCUCCGCAGAGCCCGGCUACCUGGUGACCAAGGUGGUGGCGGUGGACAGAGACUCGGGCCAGAACGCCUGGCUGUCCUACCGCCUGCUCAAGGCCAGCGAGCCAGGACUUUUCUCAGUGGGCCUGCACACGGGCGAGGUGCGCACGGCGCGCGCCCUGCUGGACAGAGACGCGCUCAAGCAGAGCCUAGUGGUGGCCGUCCAGGACCACGGCCAGCCCCCUCUCUCCGCCACUGUCACGCUCACCGUGGCCGUGGCCGACAGGAUCCCCGACAUCCUGGCCGACCUGGGCAGCCUCGAGCCCUCCGCCAAACCCAACGAUUCGGACCUCACUCUGUACCUGGUGGUGGCGGUGGCCGCGGUCUCCUGCGUCUUCCUGGCCUUCGUCAUCGUGCUGCUGGCGCUCAGACUGCAGCGCUGGCACAAGUCACGCCUGCUGCAGGCUUCGGGAGGUGGCUUAGCGAGCAUGCCCGGCUCGCACUUUGUGGGCGUGGAAGGGGUUCGGGCUUUCCUGCAGACCUAUUCCCACGAGGUCUCACUCACUGCAGACUCGCGUAAGAGUCAUCUGAUUUUCCCCCAGCCCAACUAUGCCGACACGCUUAUCAACCAGGAGAGCUAUGAGAAAAGCGAGCCUCUUCUGAUAACUCAGGAUUUACUUGAAACGAAAGGAGAACCCAGGCAACUUCAGGUGAGUUUCUUUCCGCCUAAGCGGGAAGAGUAAUCUGAUCUUCCCGCAACCCAACUAAUCAGACAGGCUCAUCAGCUAGAUCGGCUGUUAUAGAAGCGAACCUCUUUUGGUACAGGAAGAUUCGUGAUUUUGUAAAGUGGAAGACUCCCUUGUUCAGGUGAGGGUAUCGUUUUUUUUUUUUUUUUUUUUUGAGACGGAGUCUCGCUCUGUCGCCCAGGCCGGACUGCGGACUGCAGUGGCGCAAUCUCGGCUCACUGCAAGCUCCGCUUCCCGGGUUCACGCCAUUCUCCUGCCUCAGCCUCCCUAGUAGCUGGGACUACAGGCGCCCGCCACCGCGCCCGGCUAAUUUUUUUGUAUUUUUAGUAGAGACGGGGUUUCACCUUGUUAGCCAGGAUGGUCUCGAUCUCCUGACCUCAUGAUCCACCCGCCUCGGCCUCCCAAAGUGCUGGGAUUACAGGCGUGAGCCACCGCGCCCGGCCGAGGGUAUCGUUUUUAUUGGUUGACAGGAAAAUUCAAGAUUGUCUUUGAUUAGUGCUUAGUUUUCUUAGCCCUUUGCAGAGAGUCACAUAAUUCUAAUGUUUUUCUUUUAUAUCAAAAGAAUGUUCUGAAGUCUUAAUUUUGUGGGGGAAAAUAAUGCAUGUCCUAGUUUUUCUUUACCUUUCUCUUCUUGGCAAACUAUUUGUGUCUUGGAUUGAGUACAUCUCGUUUCUUAGGUUUUUUCCUACUAUGUGACAUUUGUAAGGUUCUUUCUUUUUCUAAUGUGGGAAAAAAAAUAACCUUAAUUUAGGUCAGUGUUAAAGAUCAAGAUCUUGGUUUUAGCUAGCAUGGUGGUUCACGCCUGUAAUCCCACCUCUUCAGGAGGCUGAGGCAGGAGGAUCCCUUGAGACCAGGAGUUUGAGACCAGCCUGGGUGACUCUGUCUCUACCAAAAAGAAAAAAAAGUAGCCAGAUGUGUGGCGUACACCUGUAGUCCCAGCUACUCGAGAAGCUCUGAUAGGAGGAUUGCUUAAGUCCAGGGGUAUGAGGCUGCAGUGAGAUAUAAUUGUGUCACUGCACCCUAGCCUGGGAGACAGAAUGAGACUUUUUCUCUCUCUCUCUCAAAAAAAAAAAAAGAUUUUGUUUUUUCUCAGUGUUACUUGAUAACUAUAAACGACAGACGUUCAUACAAGAGAUCUUUCACCUUUACUACUUAGGAAUCAAAAAUUAUUUUUGAAAAGAUAAGAAUCAUUGGUAACUGCAGCAGGGGACACCAGAUCUUUGGUGUUAAAAGACCUGAAUAACAUUCCUGUAACUAUCUGUUAUUUACUUGGGCCAGUUACAAUCGCCAUUAUCUUCCAAUUAAAAUUAAGAUUUAAAAGACUUCUCUUAUCAGAGAUAGGAUCCCCCUCUGUUGCCCAGUCUGGAGUAAAAAUCCACCUGUAACUGCUGCUUAUAGAGUGUGUAUCCAGGGCAACUUGAAUCUAUGUUCCUGGGUUGCAAUCCUAAAGCUUGGCUCAAAUAAGCUCUACUUAUAUUAUUUUUUAAAACAAGACUUUCCUUAUCUAUCUGACUCAAAUUCUAAGAAAAUAAUUUUAUAACUUUUUUUCAAACUCUAAAGCAGCAUAGUGAACACGUAUUUGUUGACAUCACCAUUAUUAUAAUUAUUGGGUUGUUAACAAUAACUAAGCACCGAUGCUGUGUGCCUACUACAGUGUCUUUUGCAUACUGUGUGCCUGAUAGUAUUUAAGAGUGAAAAUGGCCGGGUGCGGUGGCUCAUGCCUGUAAUCCCAACACUUUGGGAGGCCAAGGCAGGCAUCUCACGAAGUCAGGAGUUCGAGACCAGCCUGACCAACAUGGUGAAACCCCGUCUCUACUAAAAAUACAAAAAUUAGCCAGGUGGGGUGGCAUGGGCCUGUAAUCGCAGCUACUCGGGAGGCUGAGGCAGGAGAAUCGCUUGAACCCAUGAGGCAGAGGUUGCAGUGAGCCAAGAUCGUGCCACUGCACUCCAGUCUGGGUGACAGAGCGAGACUCUGUCUCAAAAAAUAAUAAUGAUAAUUAAUAAAUAAAGAGUGAACAUGAAUUUUAAAACAUGCUCGGUAGUGUCUGCUUACAGGACAUAUCUCUAAAAAUAGAUGACUGACUGGUGAAUGGGAGAACAAAUGUUAAUGAGGUUCAAAUAAAAAUUUAAAUAUUUUAGCAUUUUAACCCAGACAAUAAGGCUUUCAUCAUAUAGGAACUCUUUAUUGAAAUAUUUCAAGAAAAAAGGGAUUAUCAUUUAGAAGACUGAUUAGUCUUAUUUAUUAUGACUGAAAUGUGCAAACAGAAUCAUUGUUUCAUGAACAGAAAACAGCAGAGUUUUUGACUGUCAAUGAUGUUCGAAUAGAAAAUGGAUCACUAAGGAGAUAGGAGAUUCUGUUAUCGACAGUCUUCAAAAGUAAGUUGAUGGCCCUGGAAUGAAUGGAGUACAGGGGAUUCUCUAAUUUGAUGACUUGUUGAACUACAUUAUAGUCAAGAUUUUUCUCCAGUCAUGAGUUGGAAGAUUCUACAAUCUGGUGGUAUUAUAGAAUGGAUUGGCCACUUGUGCAUCUGAAUUUGUUAUGAAUGUGUAAGAAAAAAGCAAUUGAGAAGAUACCUUGAAAAUAAAUGAGAACCUCCUUUGUAACCUGACUUUGUCAGUCUUCUUAAAGAUAACAUUGAGUUGAUGUGUUUUUAAAUAAGCUGCUAAGAGUAAUAUGUGUUUUUCUGAACCAAUAUUGUGGUAUUUACAUUUAAGGAAUUGUUAUAGAUUUAUUUAUUUCAAGUUUCCAAAGGUAUAUACCUAAACAAGAGAUCUAAUCAUACACAUCUUCAAAGCUCAUUUUCUUGUAUCUUUGUGAUAUAAUUUGAUAAAAUAACAAUUUUAAACAACUUGAAUCUUGGAUAUUAGUCUCAUGAGUUAGAUGGGCUGUUAUACAUAUGAUUAUUUCAUAAACUCUGAAAGUGUGAAUGUUAUUUUACUAUACUACCAAUUUGGGAUGUUAAACUACAUCUUGAGCAUUUGUUGUUAUAGGGAAAGCUCACUAACUACUUUUCAUGGAGAUCAGGCUGGUUUAUUUUAUUCUCUUAUUACCUGUGACCAUUUCAUUUAAACAAAUAAAAUAUUUCUCUGAUGGAAAAACUA